This is a messenger RNA of Penicillium bovifimosum, 501 nucleotides long. RefSeq lists its product as uncharacterized. Lineage: Eukaryota; Fungi; Ascomycota; Eurotiomycetes; Eurotiales; Aspergillaceae. Bases 1 to 501 code for a protein of 166 amino acids. The record is from RefSeq and is a predicted model, not a curated record. The transcript has a single exon.
AUGUCCACAACACAAUACACGAGAUUGAUCACCAGAAACAUUCCUCAGGUGAAACGAGGACGCCAGCUCCAAAACUCGCGAGUCACUCUGGUCGGCAGUCCAGCACCAAGCCACAACCCUACCAUUGACUCCGACCGAUUACCAUAUCGACUCUACGAACUUUCUCUUAACAAAAUCCGACAAGAAGCCCACGCCGCUGCACCCGAUCUCCGGCACGUCAUUGCCGGAAUCUCAAUGCAGAAAGUGGUUUCCAGUGCCGUCCGUGAUGAUCUCCAACACCGGAUAGACAUGGCCGAACCUGCAAAAGCACCUUCAACAUUACCGAUCCUGCCUGGGGCCGAUGAGCCCUUCGAGUCCGAGGGAACUGCCCCAAGGGCGAAAUCCAAUUCUGAUCCAUGGGAUAUGGAGACUCUUAAUCGAGCGCUCUAUGAGAUGGAACGUGCUACUAAGAGAGGGAAUGUCGCGAAGACGGUUUGUUUUCGGUUGAUUGGGGAGAUGUAA